AAAAGAGAGAAACACAUGGAAAGUUUUUGCAAACACAUCCAGGGUUGGAGGGUUUUUCUGUCUACAUGGCACAAACAAAAGAGCAGCUUCAGAUGUAGUUUGAGGAGCUUCUCUUAUCCAUGUGCCUGCUGCCUUGACCCUGCAGAUGAGAGGGGGCCACCAGCCCCUCUGCUUUGUCUCAGUCUUCCUCUUCAAACACUGAACAAAACUCACAGCUUUCUCCUUGGAUUACUGCAUCUGAAAACAUCAAUGGAGGAUUGACAGAAGAUUCUGCAAAAAGGAUUAAUCCUUUCUCCUUUUUUUUGUCUGAUUGUUAUGAGAUUUUCUCUAAGUGGAAUGAUGUCUCAGCGCUGGAGCAGGAGGCUCUGGUUCCCAUUUGUGUUUGGUGCCACGCUGGUUCUGCUCACUGCUGUGGAUGCUGGACCAAACCAGGACAGGAGGCAGGCUCAGCAGUCCUCAUGCUUCGGAAGUUUUGACCUCUACUUUGUUCUGGACAUAUCUGGAAGUGUGCAGAAUCACUGGAAUGAAAUCUACAGUUUUGUUGAACACCUGGCACAUAAAUUCAUAAGCCCACAGUUGCGGAUGUCCUUCAUUGUGUUCUCCAACGAGGGACGGAUCUUGAUGAGGCUGACAGAAGACAGGGAACGUAUCCGUAAAGGUCUGGAGGAGCUCCAGGCAGUUCUACCAGGAGGAGACACUUAUAUGCAUGAGGGCAUCCAGCGGGCCAGUGAGCAGAUUUACCAUGGAAACACAGAAGGUUACCGCACUGCCAGCGUCAUCAUAGCUCUGACUGAUGGAGAGCUUCUCGAGGACUUUUUCUUCUAUGCAGAGAGGGAGGCAAACCGCUCCAGAAGUCUGGGUGCCACAGUUUACUGCGUUGGAGUCAAGGACUUCAAUGAGACACAGUUGGCGAAGAUUGCUGACAGUAAAGACCACGUCUUUCCUGUAAAUGGUGGAUUUGAGGCUUUGCAAGGAGUUAUAGAUUCGAUUUUGAAGAAGUCCUGCAUUGAGAUUCUGGCAGCAGAGCCUUCCAGCAUAUGUGCAGGAGAGUCAUUCCAGGUUGUGGUAACAGGAAAUGGGUUCCUCCAUGCUAGAAACGUCGACAAAGUUUUGUGCAGCUUCCGGAUCAACGACACUGUGACCAAGAUGAUGAAGCCCCUGACUGUUGAGGACACAUAUCUCCUCUGCCCCGCCCCAGUCCUUCAGGAGGAGGGAAUGGCAGCGAAUCUGGAUGUCAGUAUGAACGAGGGCCUCAGUUUUAUCUCCAGUUCAGUCACCAUUACCACUGUGAAAUGUUCUGACGGGACCAUCCUGGCCAUAGCUCUGCUUAUCCUCAUGCUGCUCCUAGUUCUGGCUCUCCUCUGGUGGUUCUGGCCUCUCUGCUGCACCGUGAUCAUCCACGAACCGCCACCACCACCUGUGGAGGAAAGCUCGGAUGAUGAGGACUUUGACACUCCAAAGAAAAAAUGGCCAACUGUAGAUGCCUCCUACUAUGGAGGAAGAGGAGUGGGGGGAAUCAAAAGGAUGGAGGUCCGCUGGGGAGAGAGAGGCUCCACGGAAGAAGGAGCGAAGCUGGAGAAAGCCAAAAAUGCCAAAGUGAAGAUGCCAGAGCAGGAGUACGAGCUGCCGGCCGCUCGGGUUCUCAACAAUGGCAUGCAGAAACCUCCGCCACCACACAAGUGGUACUCACCCAUUAAGAGCAAACUCGACGCCCUGUGGGUUCUGCUGAAAAAAGGCUACGACCGAGUGUCUGUAAUGAGACCUCAUCCAGGAGACAAGGGAAGAUGUAUGAACUUCACCCGCAUAAAAGCACAGCCUCCUCGCUACCCCAACUUUAACUACCACCCCUCACCCAUCUGCAGCCCCCCCAGCAGAAGUCCUCCUCCACCACAGGGCUCCCUGCCGCCGACUCCUGGCAGCCCUCAGUCAUUUUCCUUUUCCCCGCUUCCAUCACCGCCUUCAACUCCUCCUGUCUCCCCCACUCCCUCACCACCCCUCACGCCGCCUCCCAAACGAGCUCUUCCUCCAACAACCAUGUACAUACCCGCUCCACCAGCGUCCCCACCCACCCCUCCGCCCUGUGCGCCUCCGGCCGGCCCGCUACCUCCUCCUCCACAGGGACCUCCCCCCGGGCGAGCCCCGCCACCCGCCCGUCCGCCGCCUCGUCCCGGCCUGUAGGGCUGUGGCAUCACACAGCACAGAGACAAAACUGAAGGACCGCAGCGAUCAGUUUGCAGAAUGUUUCCUGUGCUUUGAAGCAAGGACAUGAGAGUCUUCUGCCUUGUGGAGAGAGGCCAGAAACACUUCUAUCCAGCUAUUUGUCUACACUGACCUUUGUACACAUCUAGCAGAACAGUGCAAUUACUCAGAUGCUUGAAUUACACUCUACAGUCCAUACAAAUGAGUUCAUGCAGACCGGCUCCAGAGCAUUUGUGCAGAUGAUGCUCAGAGGUGCCACAGAAAACCUCAUAAGUUUGGAUGAAUCCUCAGGAGCCUCACGGACUAAAAUGUCUGCAUUGUCGGCCCUCCAUAAGAAGCCAACCUGUACUGGUCAUGACAUUCAAAUGCAUGCUUGUCAGUUGUAAUAUUUCUGAUUAGAGAUGAAACUCAGGCUUCUAAUGUUUUUCCGUUUUAUGGUUUCCAGCAGAUUUACAGGAAUCUGAAACUCCUUGACAUUUGUUUUAGGUUUCAGCCAAUGCAUGCAAAGAAAGCUCCUGUGAGCGUUGUGGUUUUACUUUUAAUAAGAUUUUCAUUACAUUUUUUUAAAAUAAUGUAUAUCUAAAGAAUUGUCUUUUUUUAUAUAGAAAAACUAAACAAAGAUGAAACAGACAAUGGUUUGCAAAUCAUUUUACCUUUGUACCCAGUUGAAAGUAGCACAAGGACAAAUACAUAAUGCAAAACUACAUUCGUGUACAUUUACCACUAGGUUUCACUAUCAAGGUUUGGAAGCUUAAGACAACAGCUGUUGUAAUAAAAAGUGGAAUAUUUGCUUGAUAUAGAAAUGCUUCAGCAGAUCUGUUUAUUUUUUGUAUGUUUUUUCUAUUCAAAAUAUGCCACAUAUUGAGUUUUGUCUUAUCCCUUAAUACCUUAAAUCCGUCCAUCUAUUGUCUCUGUAUCCACUUACUGUUUAUUGCAGGGUCACUGAGGAUCUGGUAUUUUUAUAUGCCCUUUAUUUUGCAAUAUUUUAUGAUAAGACCAGAAUGUGUGCACUCCUGAUUAACUCUACAACUCUUCUAUUGUCUUUCUUUUACCAGCAGCAGCAACAUAGAGAGCUGAUAUUGUCUCUAGGAUCUCACAGUCAAGAGGGAGUGAGUGCAGAGAAGCACAGAAGACCUCAAUUACUCCCUGUGAAAGCAUAUGCAGGGCAUGGCUAACACAUUCCAGAUGUCAAUAUGUUGCAUUAAUGUCGCAUGCUGGAACGGUGUGAUCUGCCCUGGAAAAUAUUAGACUCCAUUUAAUCUCCAGGAAAUGUGGACAAACUGCAGGAAAAAAAAGGCACUUGUCUUUUUGGGUUUGAAGCUGGGCUUUCUUCUGCUUAUCUCCUCUAUGCAACACUGGAUUUAUGUAGUAGUGAUUCAUGCAAAAGGACCCCCAAACAUUUAUUGAGAGCAUAUGCUGUGCAGUACUUAAAUACAUUUUGCUGUAGGCUGAAAUUCCGUGUUAAAGUCAUUUGUAAUAUUAAAAUUUCCAUUAGCUGUAGAUGCAAUCAUCAAAAUGAACUGAAAUAAGCUCUAAGCUACAUCCUUGUUGUGUAUCUCGUCAAUAUGAGCGUCACUUUUUGAAUUGAAUUAAUUCAAAGGUCUGUUUUUCACUGCUGUGAUUUACUGAGAUGCAGCUGUAGCCUGGAUAAGUUAAGGUAAGGACGAUUCAACACCACCUGUGUUCAUUUACUCGGUUAAUUGCUGUGCCGCUUUAUCCUCUGGCUGGUGAAGGAGGGCCUGCACACCGAGCUGCUUCACACAAUGAUAUUUUUCCGUGAGAAAUUACCCGUUGUCGGAGAACUGGGACCAUUUCUGCUUAGACUCAUGGCUGACUUCUACAACUGCUCUGCGGCCGCAUGUGAAACCAUUAUGAUACUGAGCAUGUGCAGUGAAAUCUUCCUGAAAACUGCGCUUGUCGUCACCAACAGCUUGGCCUUUCACCUGAGAGUCAUGCUGAAGCUGAACGCAUUCCUCCAGCUGGCGCUGGCCGGGGAACUUUUACCUCCACGGCACCUGGACCGAAGCGGGCGCCCGAGAGAGUCCGCCCGGCUUUCCUCCAUCAGCAUCUGGGACGACAGCGCCUCUCUGGUCUGCGGCGAAGAAAGGAGACCUGCGCAGUGGUUCAAGUCGGUCCAUGCGGUGCUGCGUGUACUGCCUACAAUCUACCGCCGUUCAUUGUGUGCUUCUGCGACCCUCCUGGGCCUCGUCCACAUGAUACUGCCGGCCCCCUCAGCUGGGCUCAGAUCCCUCUGGCCCUUCCGUCUCCACCGUUACAGCGUCUUGGACCUUUACGAGACCACUGGGGACAAUAUUUCAAAUGCUUGGUGGCUGCAGUCUGUGGUCCAUCUGAGGUGAUGGGGGUUCAUGUACUUGAAUUUUGUAUAUAUUGUCCAAAUAUAGAAGGGGGAAAAAAGUGUCAGCUUUUAACGCUUGUAAAAUCUCUUAACUGUAUUUUGAAUGUUUUUAAUUGUAAUAAAUUAGAUCAGAAGCCUCUUAUAGCCUCAAGCAAGAUAUUUCUGUGAAAUCAAGACAGCCUUCAGUUCUUCAAUCUACAUUCAUGUGCACCCCCAUCUCAGCCCUCCUUUUCAUUUUUUUUUUUUUUUUUUAGAAAGCUACUUUCUCUUCAGCUAUGUUUUAUUUUACUUGGCAGAAGCAGCUAAACAUUUAAGCCAUACAUGGAAAAAACUGCAUGGAUUUCAGGAAACUGCAUAAAAUUUAUGGAAGUGGUUUCUUAGACUAGAGGACCAGGGCAGACUGAUUUAUCAAAGCUCCUCAUUGAUUAUUUUGAGCCUAGUCAAAAAAGUUUUUAUGAUUUAAUUCCAUGUUUUUUUGCAGAACUGUUGCUUCAGGAAAAAAAAAGCUUGCCACACAAACAAAUCUCUAAUUAAUAGUUUUCCAUUCUUGACCAUAAAUCAUCUUGUAUUUUAGAAACUCAGCAAGUUAUUCUUCUCCCAAAAGAUCAUUAAGGUGUAAAUAUGGUACUAGGUAAAUUUUUAUUGUAGCAGAAACAAGGACAUGAGUAGUUUUUAAUUUUGUAAAGGUUGCUGAACCCAGGUGUAUUUAGCACCACCAGAGGGAGGACAAAUUUCAAUCGCUUUGUAAUCAGAAAAGUUAACUAAAGUAGUAUGAGGUCAGACUACUAAGUCAGGUGAUACAAGCAGAAUAUGGCAUUUAUUCAUUCUAAGAGGGCAGAUGCGCACAAAAAACAAUAAGAUGGAACACAAUUGACUUAUACCAGUUAUACUUCUAAAAAUAAUCAUCAGCCUAUCCUUCAGCUUUGCCAUGGAUACUAGCAUCCGUCAUGGCUCGGGUCAUUCAGUUUAACUCUACAUUUAUUCGGAGACAUAAAUGUCUCAGAAAUUGGUUCAUUCACAUCGAGUUUAUAAACGUCGAUUUAUCAGCUUAAACCUCCUGCUUGUCAGUUUACAUUUCAUAAAAUAAAAUUGCACCACUGGAUUGCAUCUUUAAACCAAAUAAAUUCAGACACUUUAUUGCAUCAGCUCUGAUAGCGUCCCUGUGGUCAUUUCAUCUCGCAAAAAGAGGGGAAAAAAAAGAUAAGGGUUAUAAAAUUACCUGCAACAAUAUAAUCCAGUUUUCUAUCCCCUUUUUUUCCUGGCUCAGGACCCGUUAAGGCUUGAUUGUAAAGGUGAUAAUAUCUUCAAACCUGAAGUUUGCAUUUCUACUUCAUUGCUUGUUGGAACUGUGCGAGUGUCGUUAUUUCCCAGGCAUUUGAAGGAAAAAAAAAAAAAAGAACAAAAACACCAAGGCUCACAAACACAUAAAGCAUGUAUGACGUUCUGCAUCAGUAAACACAACAUGAUGAUUGCGCUACGUAAACUGUCUUCAUUACAGGCCUAAACAUGUCUUCAUACAUUAAAACCCAGCUUUGCUACAAAACACAGUGGCUGAGCAUAAAAUAUACAUGUUUUGGUUUGUGAUCAUCAAAGCCGUUACACAGAUUUUUGGUUUGAUAUUUGAAUCAGUAACAUUCUCUUUAUAAAAUAAAGUACCCUGCAUUUUAACAAUAAAACAAAAUCACUUAAAAAGGAGAAAAGAAAAAAAAUG
This is a messenger RNA of Xiphophorus couchianus (Monterrey platyfish), 6266 nucleotides long. It is a transcript of the gene antxr1a, whose product is annotated as ANTXR cell adhesion molecule 1a. Gene Ontology annotation, cellular component: cell surface; plasma membrane. NCBI's taxonomy places the organism in Eukaryota, Metazoa, Chordata, Actinopteri, Cyprinodontiformes, Poeciliidae. The record is from RefSeq and is a predicted model, not a curated record. The transcript is spliced from 18 exons. Gene Ontology annotation, molecular function: transmembrane signaling receptor activity. The coding region runs from base 316 to 2178 and encodes 620 amino acids.